AUGGCGCAGUCAUUGACGACCCGCAUGUCAACAUGCUGCUGGAGGAGUUUGUUCGCAGAGUUGCGGCCGCAGAGACAAUUCCAACGAUCAUUGAUCACGGUGCAACGAGGCCCCAUACAGAAACUUGAAAUCCCUUCCGACCUCCCGCCGCAACUACUCCCUCAACUGCCAGAAAGAUAUAGACCAGGACGAAACAGACGAGACAUCGUGGUCCAUGAAGCGCCUAGAUCCGAAGCCGAAACCUGCAAAGACCCAGUCGGUCUCGUCGACAAGCAGCAACUAUCCGUCCUCGAUCCGACGGGUGCACGCGCAAGACUCUUCGACAAAACGAACCCUGACCGCGCAAAAGUCGGCGAUAUCUUGCUCACGACUUUCAAGACCGGAGAGCCGGUAUCUGGGGUUAUUAUGGUCAUCAAGGGAUCUGGUCCACACACGUCGGUAUUGCUGCGGAAUCAAUUGACAACCGUUGGAAUGGAGAUGAGUAUCAAGGUGCACAGCCCUCUGGUUCAGAGUAUGGAAAUAGCCCAGAGAUCACCCAAGCGGAAGAGGCGGGCCAGGUUGUACUACCUUAGGAAGCCCGAGCAUGAUGUGGGCAGCGUACAGAAGGUCGUGGAUCAGUAUUUGAGGCAACGGGCCAUGUUGACGGGCGGCAAGCCUUCGAGGCAGGGCGGUGGUUUCAGAGGAGGGAAGAAGGGAAAGAGAUAA
Molecule: messenger RNA, 705 nt
Organism: Exophiala dermatitidis NIH/UT8656
Lineage: Eukaryota; Fungi; Ascomycota; Eurotiomycetes; Chaetothyriales; Herpotrichiellaceae
Exons: 2
Coding region: 1-705 (234 amino acids)
Biological process (GO): translation
Cellular component (GO): mitochondrial large ribosomal subunit; ribosome
Molecular function (GO): structural constituent of ribosome
Source: RefSeq, a predicted model, not a curated record